Molecule: messenger RNA, 4326 nt
Organism: Patiria miniata (bat star)
Lineage: Eukaryota; Metazoa; Echinodermata; Asteroidea; Valvatida; Asterinidae
Product: fatty acid-binding protein, liver-like
Exons: 1
Coding region: 773-1198 (141 amino acids)
Biological process (GO): fatty acid transport
Cellular component (GO): nucleus; cytosol
Molecular function (GO): fatty acid binding
Source: RefSeq, a predicted model, not a curated record
GCUGCGUUAUGUGCGCAUGCCCGAGGGUGGCGAUUGACGAAUGGACGAUCUGUCUCCGACUCGAGCGCGCGCGGUGCGGCUGACUGAAUGAUGACGGGAGGAACAUUAUUAAUACGAGAUCCGAAAUGAAGCAUGUACCAUUGCGUGACUCGCUGAUAUUGCCGCCCACCUUCGUCAAUAAUGGCAGUGAGCGGCUGAACAUCGGUGUUCUUUUUUCUACCAUGAGUGGUUCGCGGGGCUUAAGUACCGUUACAUUAUUCAUCAGUGUUGGUAGAGAAGCCACGACGCAAGACAUGGUAAUGGUUUCUUGCUGGAAAAAAACCCAGUAAUUAAAUAAUACCCGGCGUAUGAGUUGAAAGUCGUCUGGACCACAACCUGAAUAAAAGGCCCGAGUUGUUCCGCAUGUGUGUCAUUUUUUCUGUGCCACCGAUCGAGCCGUCUUCGCCUAGGCCUGAGAUUGCCGGUGUUAUAGUCUACUGCUUGGGAAUUCCAUCCGGAAGUCUGGUAGUCUAUAAGAGCAACGGAUGUACAGUGUGGUGGCUUAAACUUGACCGUGGCGUAACCCACAUCGCGGUAUACCACCAGCCGUGUUGAGCUCAGUGUGGCCGGCAGUGAACUAGGUCAGUAGACGACCCAUAACAGAAACACCGAGUACAGUUUCCGCAGAGCCCAUACAUAUCGACAAACAGGUAACGAAGUAAUAUAGAACAUAUUCGCCACCGUACUUUGAACUCGUCUUCCGACAACUAAACUGCAAACAGGACCUGGCGCCAUGGCGAACGAGGCUGAACUGUUGAAAUUCGCUGGGAAAUGGAAGCUGGAAAAGAGCGAGAAUUUUGACGAGUACCUGCGGAAGAUGGAGGUGAUGCUGCCCAUGCGGGCGGCCGCUAAGGUCAUGACGCCCACGUGCGACAUCGUCGUACAGGGAGACAGCUUUGUGAUCAAGAUGAACGUGCCCGUCAUCACGCUGCACGUGCAGAAGUUCAAGAUCAACGAGAACUUCGAGGAUCUCCUGCCCAAUGGCAACAAGCAGCUGACCCAGGUCGGAUGGGAGGAAGGCAAGAUCGUCCUACGGGAGGUGGACAAGGGGGAUCCACCUCACGUCGUCACCAGAGAGGUCAACGAGAACGGAACAGAAAUGAUCAUGACAUGUAUCAAAGGGGACGUGGUCUGUAAAAGACACUACCGGAAAAUGUAAGAUGAAGAAGAUGCGUGAGGUCUAUAGAUGUGCAUUUUACUGUGAAGUGCUAGGGCCAAACAACCGUAAUGAGCAUACAUAGUGCGUAUCGCGUGAAGGCACCGAACUCUUUUUGCCUCUCCAAAGCUUCUUAUCUCCUUUAAAGAUUCAAAGAAAGUUGUGGAAGAACCUUGCCCCAAAACUGAGCGUCAGUCCUAAAAGCCUGCCCACCGGCUCAAAAAAUGACUCACCCGCCCGCUAAUCUCAUCACACGCUUCCGUGUCUGAUGUCAGCACGGCCUGUCAGACGGACGUACCGACGUAGUUCGUCCGGCAAUGCUACAAGGUCGCUUGAUCGACCGUUAACCUUCAGCGCACGCCCGUAGAAGACGGAAACAAAAUAUUGGAUUGCCACGGACGAUUCUGAUCAAGCAAGUAUUGCCCAUCCAUCCAAACUCUAUAUCUCUAUAUGCCUGAGUACAUGUUUCUCUACUUUAAGAUGUUCCGCUCGUCGAAGCUUUAAGGGGUGAGUGCCACACAUAAUUCAAGUUCAAGUUCGCUCUAACAGCAGACUUUGCAGCGGUACUCAGCUAUGUUCAGUUCUUUUCAUUUCUAAACUGAUCAUUUGCAACAUUUAAAUUUAUGAAUCGAGCAGCUCAAAAUGUGUUACCAAAGAAAAGUUUUUAAAGCACACCGCCAAUUAAAAGUUGAUUAUAGGAAAUAAAAGUAAUGUCUUAUUUGUACGUUGUAUAAUAUAAAACCGACCAAAAAUGCAUGCGGCAUGUAUUUUUGUCACUUUGAGUAAUUGUUAGGGCUAUAAGUCGAUUAAAAAAAUGUACGGUUCCAACGUAUUUAUUUAUCAAUCCUGUGUAAUAAUAUAUAGGCCUAAGAAGCAACACUGGUUAAUUGCGAUUUCAGUGGGAAUUUGACAUGCAGUGGUGUGCUGUACAAACACUAUAAGUUACUUUUAUUGUAAUAGAAUUAUGUAUAAUGCACUUGUUGUCGGACAAAACAGUAACAUUUCAAAUUGCUACUCGGACGCUACUUCCCUAUUAGAAUUAACCUAUGAUGUGUCGAAAAUAGUGCAGAACCAAUGAAGGGUUAAUGGUGACUUCGGCAGUCUUGUGUUUUAACGAUUUCAAUUUUUCCCAAUUAAAAAAAUGUUAAAUUAAAAAGAUCACAUCUUAUGUUCACAUACAAUUCACUUUUUAACUGCGAGACAUGUUUUUUAAUAAACCAUUAUUGAAUUGAAUUAAAUUGAAGGAAUGGUGGAAAAAAUCUUCCAUUUUCGAGGAUGACAAAUGAAUUAAUUUGGUUGCAGAUUUGAUCAACACUUCACCAAAUUCAGCAGGAUUUAUUCAAUUAUUCAUAUCUGUUGGGAACUAAACCGGAUUUCCAUCAUCUAUACUACGUUGUGGGAAAAGCCAUGUUUGCCCGUGUAAAAAUAGAUUAAUUCAUGCAAGAGGUAGGGGGAAUGUUUUUCCCGUGAAGUCUGUCCUGUUUUGUGGGGAUCAUUAUGAUGAUAAAUUGCCCUGCUGUUAUGGUUUUGCCGUCUGUGUGCGAGACACGAGAUAACCUUGUUAUACGCAACCACGGUCGCUUGUCCGUGCGGGUAUGUGACGGUUGAAUGGCGUGUUACGCGCCCGCUGAGGAUAAUUACUGAUUAAGUACUGUGUCAAGUCCAAUAUCCAUAAUAUCCCCUGUAUCAACACGAAACCAUUCAGUCUCACAAUGUGGUAAAAGAUUCAUGUUUACAUGAGUGCAUGCAGCGAACUAUACCGUUUGGUUCGAGGUAUGGGAAAUUUAGAUUUGUGCGACGCAAUAAUCAUAGUUACAUGCGUCAAAAUGCAAAGGAACGGUCUAUGCAACGCAUCUAAUGCAUAAUAAAGCGAAGGUCGGAGAGGGUUUUUGAGGGCCAGUGGUUAAACCCCCCUUGCUACUUAUAUACUUGUGAAAACUAUUGCCUGUAAAAUAUAUUGUGAAGUUAAUGAGAUUUGAAUAAUGCAAAUUGUAUAUUUUAGAUAGAUUUCCGUGGUGUUGAUGUUUUGUGAUGCACUCAUUAUUGAGUAUAAACAACAAGUGUGAAACAUGACUGUGUUAUUUGUGUAUUGUAAUCUUUUUCAAGCGCACGUCGCACUAAAGGUUGUGAUUGUAGUAGCCUAUAUGUAUCAAGUCAUGAAUUCAAGAUUUAGCUUUUGGUACGAAACAAAAUUAGUCUAAAGUAUUUUAUUUGUAUCGCUUAAUGUUUAGCAAGGCCGAAAUUGCGCACUUUUUGUCUGUGUAGGUCUAUAGGGCUCUAUUUAAAAAAGAAAGUGUAUUUUGACUCGUACGGACCCUAUUCUGUAAACAUGCAUCAUAAUCAAAAUGCUUUGAGCAAUAAGCCGAUACGAAAAAUAAGAAACUUUGUUAAUUAUUUGUAUUCCUUUAAUACUGUUUUUGUUCUUAUUCCAAUUUGUCGUGAGAAUAACGAUUUUAUACUUUUCGGCAGUUUUCUUCCCGUUAAAACAUAAUACUGCACAUAACAGUAUGUAUUUCUCGUUAAUGAACCCUUGCCAGAAAUUGAAAUGGGAACACAACAAAGUUGGCUGAAGUUUUUAUAUCUGUAUAAUGUUGUGUCGAAAUGUAUGCACAAAACCAAGUUGAGUUAAACAAUUACCGAUGAAUAUAUGUGAGCUACAUAUAUUUUCUGUCAGCUGAACCACUGAACCACUUCAAUGGAACAAUACUAAGCACACCCAAAGUAAUUAUCAGCCGCAUUGCUGAUGACCGCUUCUUGGCUGAAUAGCGACAAGUUCCUGCUUAGAAAUUCCAUGAAAUUGGGCCCAGAUGUUGGAAUCACAGUUCCGUUAUACAAUCACUUUCAACACUUGCUGAUGAUAUGUCAAUAGUAACUCGCAUUUUCAGAGCAAUUCAUGAAAUCUUAAUAAAUAGGCUGAAAACCAUUUUAUAAAAAUGAUGUCUUUUUUUUUUAACCAAAAUCAAGCAAUGUGCAUUAUAAAUGUACCGAAUAUUGUGUCGUGCACUAUGACAGAGGCUGCAUUGUCUCCAUUCAUUUCUAAACUACUCUUUGUGACAGCGUGUAGCACGCUCUAGAUUAAUUGAUUAAAACAAAUGGUAAAAUAAAAUGUGCAUUUUACUCGUACCAUAUAA